Messenger RNA from Spirometra erinaceieuropaei, 1965 nucleotides. Lineage: Eukaryota; Metazoa; Platyhelminthes; Cestoda; Diphyllobothriidea; Diphyllobothriidae. The record is from the annotation of a GenBank genome assembly.
AUGUUCAUGAGUGGGACAAAUGUGGUGCAAAUACAGUUUCAACAGCCACCACCCAAUCAACCACAAACGCCGCCGGUAUGUUGAAGCGAUUGCAGUGAACAGGAAGACAGAGCUGCAAAUUACAGUACCUUCGACGGGCUCUGGAGGUGAAUGGCCACCCGCGCAGACGCCUCAACCGAUACGUGCGCAAACUAGACGAGCAGGUACACUGCACCGGUCUCACAUGUCGGUGAACGCUCCCGUUCGUUAAGGGCAUCCCAUAAGCCGUCAGCUGAUUUCUCACGCCACUUGGAGUUGGGGUUUCACGCAGACAGAAAGCAGCUAUCAGACGCCAAGUACUGAGACCGAAGUACACCUUACGCUGGUAGGAAACAUCUAGAGUUAUUUAAGGAUAAAGCAUCUGAGUCAGGAAAAUUAAGACGUGGAUGGCUGAAAGUGCGUCAGAAUAACGCUAGCACUCACUUUCCAGUUGAUUUGACGGGACCCGGUCAAACCUUCAAGUUCAACCAGGUUGGAAUUCUCACGACAGAUAACAAUUGCAUGAUCCGCGAGUUGACUGAGCCCCGUCUUUCGGGCCGCAGUCGAGUGACAAGCGCAACAACCCACUCUCCGCAUUCAGUGCUGGGAAUUUUUCUUAGCUGCGUGAUCGCCGCUUCCGGCGACACAAUCAACAAGCCGAAUCGUGGAGUCAUAAUCACGCCGAAAAUCCGCGCCGAGUAAAGAAACUGUGGCAGCUGAGGACACGUAUUCGGAUAAGGAAGCAGUCAUUUAGCCAAGCACGACCACCGGGAUGUAGUUGUGUCCAGAUGUGGGUCCACGCAAUGGUCGUAGAAGGUCGCUCUCUUGGCUGAAGGCGUUGGCUACAUCAAACGUAAAUUAACUGUCGCCACUUCUCGCAUGUGGCUCCUCCAAGUUAGGCUCUACCUAGCGGCCGCACCACGGCAACCGCCUCGACCGGAGGGCGAAAACAGGUAGAGAGUAUCCGCUGUUGUGUGUACCCCAAAUAUCUGCUUCCCUUCCCAUCACCCCUCCUCCAAUUCUCAUCUCCUUCUCUCCCCCUCAACUCCCCACUCUCUCUCCACCUUCCCCAUUCCACCACAAUACUCCAACAGUUCUAAUUUUUAUUCUAUUCUCUUAGUUAACGGUCGAAAAGUCCUACGGAGAGGGCAACAUGCAAUCGCGUAGGCGGCACUAGUCAACUGGGUCGUUCUCUCAAUAAACACAACUGUGGCCCAUAGUGGAGUCCGGCAGUCGUCUGGGAUAUCUGAACAACCCUAUUUAGCGACAGCACUGCUUACCUCCUCUAUUAUAAAGGGACUAGAAAAGGCGCCCUAAAGAAGUGCUGGGUUUAUAUACUCUACAUGCUGACCGUGGCUUGCAGAUGCAAAACACGCGGUGAAAACAACGAAACAACAAACAACAACCUCGCUCAUCCCUACCAUCCACUCCACUCAACAGGCUACCAGGGUAAGUCAGCCCACUAUGGCGGACUGGAAUGUUCGUUGGCAUUCGGACAAUCCGAGGAGCAACCGACGGGAAUGGAGGACGACCUUAGUCACUCGAUAAUUGGUGUGCUACAAGGUGGACAUUGCUGCACUCAACGAGAUCCGUUUCUCCGAACAAGGACAGCUGAAGGAGGUGGAUGUCGGCUAUAUCUUCUUCUGGAGCGGCUGCCCCAGUGCAAAGCGACGAGAUGCAGGCGUCGCCUUUGCCAUCCAGAACAACAUGGUGGGACGACAGAACUGCCUGCCGCAGGGCAUCGACGACCGACUGAUGAGCCCUCGACUGCCUCUUCGGCGAUCCCAUUUCGCCACCAUCAGCAGCGCCUACGCCCCACCAAUAAAUGGCUCUGACAGGUGGAAGAACAAUUUCUACGAGGACCUGCACGCACCUCUAGCAUCUCUGUUGAAAGCGGACAAGCUGAUUGUCCUCGGUGACCUCAGCGCCCGCGUCAGGACAGACUGA